AGACCCUUAAAUCGCCAUCCCUAAAACACCUCUCAACUCUCAAGUUUCAGCACUGCUGCCCUCCCCCUUACCACCUUCGGCCUCUCCGCCUCUUCUCUGGUACAGCCGUGUGCCUCCCGCCGAUCGUCCCUCCGCUCUUCACGCUGUCAACGUCGUUGCGGCGUCCGCUGGUCCUGGUUGCUUCUUCGCUCUCCUCCUCCGCUUCCUCUGGUCCUCGUCGCUGCAUCCGCUGGUCCAGUCCUGCCGCCCGGUUCUGCUCCUUGCUGAAGGCAGAUUCUGGCGAGGUUCAUUCUGCCACGGCUUGAGUGAUAGGUUCAUUUUUGCCUGUUUACAUGGACGGUAAAUUUGGGUUCUAUCGAGCGGAUUGCGAAUCGAUUCUCUCACAUCUUAAGCACCGGGAGAAACAACUCAAACUCAAGAGAAGGUGGUUGAUGGGACUGCCAAUGUCUAAAUCUGAAAAGCAGCAGAUUUUACAGUAUAGGUCAUUGCCUGAAUCUUUGCUUAGGGAUGAUGAUGUAUUCUAUGAGAUUGUGAAAAGGCGUGUUGAAGAAGCUUUUGGAUUACAUAAUGACAAAAGGGAAGAUAAUACUGUCCAAGAAUGUAAACCAGUCUCUGGCAUGUCCAACAUGAAAAGACUCCUUCUGUCAUGCCUUGAUGCUUUGACAAAUAAAGGGCUUUUCCUUCUCGCGAUGAUACUGACAAGAGGCUCAGUCAACUUUAUAAAAACCCGUCCAAAGAUGAAAAAGGUGAUCAAAGAAUCAAUUCCAAGGGUUCUACGGAAUCAAAACAAUAAUGUACAAAAAGAUCUUUUUACACAGCUAUCUCAACUUCUCAGGGACCCACAAAAUGUCCAAGACCAUUGUUUGACACUUUUGUUUCCCACGUGUCAUUCUCAUCAUGCCUCUGCUAUUAAGAUACUGGAAAGGCUUGAGGAUUUGCCUUCUGAAACCCUGCUUGCUAUGCACAGGAAACUUAGAGGUGUCCCAGCCGUUGCUCCUCGUUUACAACGAAAGAGACAUGGAUUGAGCCGACGAGAAUUGAUUUAUAAAGUGAGGAGGAAUAUUGAGAAAAUGCUUUCAGAACUUGGUGAAGGGAAAGACAUGCAAGCUCCACUAGCCAAGGCACUUGCUGUAGCAGGUUUAUCACUAAAAUUAACACCAGGAUAUUCAAAUUCCUUUGUGCAAGACUUUAACUUGUUCUCACCAGAAGUAAAGAACUUGCAGAAUGAUAUAGUAAAAGCCAUUUGGUUGCUCAAAACAAAGGUUAGAGCACCUGAGCUAAAAACCUUGCAGCUUCUGUUAGACCCUGAUGCCAAAGUCCCAAAUGGGUGUCUAAGAACAGCAAUGAAGAAAAUGUUAACUGAAUAUCUGUUUGAAUGCAGUGAUUUGGAUACUAUUCCCAAAUCAUUAUUGGAAGCUCUCGCCAUUAUCAACAGGAGUUCUAGAAGUACACCAAGUGGAUGCUUGCUAAAGGAUGAAAUUGAAGAAGAGGUUGAAUGCAUAUUAAGUGUAAGUGCUCAAAUGAAGCAGAUAGUCAUGGAUUUGCUCCCUGCCCAUGAAUUUGAUGAGGAUUUUUCUGAUGCAUACAUGGAAGAAUUAGAAGAAAGUGAUGAUAGUGGGGGUGAUGAUGAUGUUUAUCAUGAUGAAAAUGAUGAUGAUGGCCAGUAUGAUAAAGAUGAUGUUGUUUCUGGUGGUGGUCAUCAACUUCAACCUAGAAACAUUGUGAGUAGUAGGACUUAUUCUAUUGAUUUGGACAAUUUAGAAGAGAGUUGUUCGGAGUUUGCACCAAUGGAUUCCAAGCCAUCAAUUUCUAGUCCUAAUGGGAGUUGUGGUUCCACUUUGUGCCUAGAGAAAAACAAUGUUGAUGGCAUGCUUAAUGAGGAAAUAGGUUGGUUUGAAGUAGGAAAUAUGGGCAAAUUUGAGACAUCAAGAGGAAAUGGUUUUCCCCCACACAUUCCUCCUAUUGGAAGGUUAAAUAAUGUAUUUAUCAAAGGAAACAAGCCUGAGCAGUGUACUACAGUAGAUUCUGGAAAUUCACAUUUACCCUCUUCUAACUUUUGCUCUAGAAAGGUAGAAUUUACAUCCAGCGGGAAAGAUUCACAUACCAAUAUGUAUCUAGGCAUCCAAGAAGUCUGUGAUGAGAUGAGCAUGGUUUCUUACAAUGUCAUUAGUUGUAUGAUGGAGAAGUUUGCACAGGAAGAAGGCUUAUAUUUAGAUUGGAGUGAGAGUUUGUAUCCUAGAGGGGAUUACCGAAGUCAAGAAUAUCAAGAAAAGCAGAAUUCUCCCAAGAAAAAUGUAGAUGGUUCAGUUAUUGUUCAAGUUGUGGAAGAGCUAGUACCUUCCUUUCCAAAGAGUAAAAUGGAAAAACUGAAGGAGUUGAUAGGCAUUCUUUGACCCUUUGGUCACUACAAUAUUAUGAAUGGAAAAACUAGCAAGAGAUAUGACUAGAGUGAACCAUUUCUUCAUUUUGGUAGAAGGAGAAGCUACUGGCAGGCUUCUCAGAUAUGAUCCUCCAACCAAAACUAUUCAUGUAGUGUUGGAUGGAUUGGCAUUUCCAAAUGGAAUUCAGCUUUUUGAGGACCAAAGUUUCCUUCUAUUAACUGAGACUACCAAUUAUAGGUAAAGAAGAGUGUGCACCCAUUUUUCUAUUACUCUUACUACAGUGUAGGAACUUUUGACAGCUAUUUUAUACAUGCUGCUAAAAGAAGAAAAAAUUUAUAUAAAACCCUUUUAACCAAGUCUUUUUUUUAAAAAAUACAAUAAAAAUUUCAACAUCUUUGAGCUCGAGGGGAAAUUUACUAUGCAGCUGUUUUAUGUACAACCAUUUUAUUGUGGCCAUUGUUUAUGGCGGGUCCCAUGUAGAUCUCACCAUGUUCAAUGGUCAAUAUUUGUACAUGACGGUUGUAUGGAAUAAUCUUAUAUGUUGAUGCAUGUAGCUUUAUCUCUUUUGACUUUUC
Molecule: messenger RNA, 2956 nt
Organism: Manihot esculenta (cassava)
Lineage: Eukaryota; Viridiplantae; Streptophyta; Magnoliopsida; Malpighiales; Euphorbiaceae
Exons: 7
Coding region: 333-2393 (686 amino acids)
Source: RefSeq, a predicted model, not a curated record